AGUUGAAUGGGUCUCCAUAUAUACAUUUUUACCAUACUCAUUGCUUAUAUAAAUACCAACCCAUGCACUUUAAAAACUACCACACACUUAAAACCACACACUUUCUCUCUCUCUCUCUCUCUCUCUCUCUCUCUCUCUCUCUCUCUCUCUCUCUAUAUGUAUUAAAAGAAUUAGAAAAUCAUGUCAUAUGAAAAUUACGAUCCGUGUUACCCCGACCAGCAGGUGGUCGACCGCUACCUCCCGAUGUGGGCCGGGCUGCCGGCUUUCCGGUCGAAGCCGGCCUUCGUGUGGGCCACCGACACUCCCACCGGAAUCUCGUCGGCGCAAACAACCUACUCCCAGCUCGACGCAUCCGUCCGCCGCAUCGCCGACGGCCUACUCGGUUCUCUCCGCCGCGGCGACGCCGUCCUCGUCCUCUGCUCCCCGGGCCUCCUCCUCGUCCAGCUAAUCUUCGCGUGCCAGCGCGCCGGUCUCGUCGCCAUCCCGAUCGUCCCCCCCGAUGCUCGCUCAUUCGCACCGCAAAAACAAGGCCCGCCGCACUUCCACCUCUUCCGCGCUAUCUCGCAGACGAAUCCGAAGGCCGCCGUCGCCGACGCGCGCUACAAAUUGGCGGCCGCGAGCCGCCGCCGCGUCGACCGGCCUUCGUCGACGUCGAAUUCGAACACUCGAGGAUAUAUCGGCUGCGGGCCAGACGACGCGUACUUGAUCCAGUACACGUCCGGCGCCACCGCGAUACCGAAGCCCGUGGUGGUGACCGCGGGGGCGGCGGCGCACAACGUGCGGGCGGCGAGGAGGGCCUACGGCCUGCAGCCGAGCAGCGUUAUUGUGUCGUGGCUGCCGCAGUACCACGACUGCGGCCUCAUGUUCCUGCUCCUCACCGUCGUCGCCGGAGCCACGUGCGUGCUCACCUCACCGCAGUCGUUCCUGCAACGCCCGCGCAUUUGGCUCGAAAUGAUCGCCGAGUUCGCGGCUACGUGCACGCCGGUCCCGUCCUUCGCCCUCCCUCUCGUUUUAAAGAGGGGCCGCAUCGGCCAUGGGGAGACGCCCCUUAGCCUGUGGAGCCUCAAAAACCUUAUUCUGAUCAAUGAGCCUAUAUAUAAAUCCGCCGUCGAUGAGUUCGUUGCCGAGUUCAAGCCCGCGGGGCUCAACCCUUCGGUGAUCUCUCCGUCCUACGGGCUCGCCGAAAACUGCACCUUUGUAUCCACCUCAUGGCAUUCUAGUAAUGGCAGCACGAAUACUAAUAAUACUAGUAAUUGGUAUGAGUAUUUGCCGUCGCACAAAAGGCUCUUGCCCUCGGCGCGGCUAUCUCCUGCAUCGCCACCGGAAUCGUCAGAUGCAGCGGAAGAAGAAGAUAUCACAAUAAUGAUAGUGAACGAAAACACCUGCGAGCCUGCGGAGGACGGCAUCGAGGGAGAGAUAUGGGUCUCCUCGGCGAGCAACGCGUCGGGCUACCUCGGCCACCCGUUUUUAACCCGCGAGGCGUUCCGUGGGCGGCUUAAAGGGACCGCAGGGAGGUUCUUCGUGCGCACCGGAGAUCGCGGCGUGGUCCUAGGACAGGAGAGAUAUCUCUACGUGCUCGGCCGCACUACGGAUGUCAUCGAACUCGACAACGGGCGAAGCUCGGUCCACCCGCAUUACAUCGAGACCGCGGCGUACGAAAGCUGCCGCGAUCGCCUCCGCGGCGGCUGCAUCGCCGCCUUCGGAUUAUCCACGGCGCGGGAAUUGAUCAGGAGCGUUGUAGUGGUGGUGGCCGAGCUGGUAGAUGAAAGGAGAAGAGGAGGAGGGAGUGUAGUGAGUACUGUUUACAGGAGUGUAUGUGAGGGGAUAAGAGAGGGAGUGAUGAAGCAAGAGGGGGUGGAAGUGGGGUGGGUGGUGUUGGUGGAGAGUGGAAGUGUUCCGAAAACGACUUCGGGGAAGUUGAGGAGGUGGAGGGCGAAGGAGAAGCUGUUGAGUGGGGAGUUUGAAGUGGUGUUUGAGGCAAAAUAUGAUGAGAAAUUAAUGGUGUUUGAGCAUAAAGUUGAGGAGGAGAGUGAAGUGAGGAGUACUGGGAAAAAUCAUAAAUUAUCUAAUUUGUUAUCUUUUCUUUGAAAUUACUAUUUUGUGAGGAGUGUGUUAAUUUAUAGGAAUGCUUGCUUAUAAUGUUUGUGUAAUU
Molecule: messenger RNA, 2152 nt
Organism: Ananas comosus (pineapple)
Lineage: Eukaryota; Viridiplantae; Streptophyta; Magnoliopsida; Poales; Bromeliaceae
Product: long-chain-fatty-acid--AMP ligase FadD26-like
Exons: 2
Coding region: 181-2088 (635 amino acids)
Source: RefSeq, a predicted model, not a curated record